Pieris macdunnoughi is the source of this 2511-nucleotide messenger RNA. NCBI's taxonomy places the organism in Eukaryota, Metazoa, Arthropoda, Insecta, Lepidoptera, Pieridae. The record is from the annotation of a GenBank genome assembly.
AUGAGUGCCCAGAAAUGCGUUGUUGAGGGCUGCAACUUGGAAUAUGAUGUAGUGUGCAGUUUCUCCUUCUACAAUGUUAAUACCUCAUCAGAAGUGGAUGAGAAGAGACAGGAUUGGAUUGAAGGGGCCAUGCAAGAGGAGAGUGAGUGUCUCUGGCGACAUGUUAACUUACAGUUGUGUGGGUAUCACUUUGAGUUGGACUCUCAGGGACUUUGGAUAGACUCACCAAUGCUACCUGAGCUCCUGUCGCCUCACGAACAAGCUGCAAUGGGACAAACCCCCGAAGAGAAAAAAGCCGCGGAAAUAAUUCGCGUGGAACACAACUAUAGUAUGGAGGCAUGCAAGCAGGAGCCGGAAUCUAUUUCUCGUCUGAAUGUCAGGCAAUUGGUUGAUACACUCGGUUAUCUAUCACUCAAGAACCUUCAGAAGAAGCAAUUGUGGGUGGUGAAAGUGGAAAGUGAUAAAGCUGAAGCCUCCAUCACUCAGUCGGAGCAGGUCAUCACUAAGAUGCAGGAUCCUAAACAGAUUAUAGAGAUAAUCCCACAAACAUCUCAAUCAGUAGACAAUAGUCUUCAAAACCAGACUGAAGUGCUUCAAAUGAUAGAUGAUGGCACAAUUGGAGAUAACUUCAUAUACGAGAUCGCUGAAGAACAAGAGAUAUCCAUGGAUGAAGUGAAGGAAAUACCCGCUGCUGAGAAUCAGGAGUGGACAGUUAACAUAAUACCGGAUGACUCUAAGCCCAAAUACGCGUACAUCAAACAUUGCAACUCGGGCAAGAAGAAGAGACACUUCACAUCAGAAAUGAAUACCAUCUCUUUACAAGGUGACUUCGAAAACUACUACAUCCUCCCCGAUGUAGACCCUUCAGUUGGUGUUGAAAUCACCACCAGCUACGACCAGGAGAACUACAUAGUCGAAGAGUAUCCCCACUUGGUCUUAGAGGAGCGACCGCGAAAACGUGAUCCCGAAAGAAAGAGGAAAAAAAAAACUUCUCCUACCGUCAGACAGCAAGUAAAGCAGAUAAAAACUGAAAUUGGCGAAGACUGGGUGAUCGACAGUAAUAUAUAUGAGGAGCAAGAUGAAGAAUAUGAUGAGAAGAAAGCGGCCAGGUCACUAGCAGCAGCACAGGUACAAGAGGUACGCUCAAUAACUCGAAUAGAAAGAAUUGGCGCGCAUUCCCACAUACGUGGCUUAGGUCUUGAUGAUGCCUUGGAGCCACGAGCAGUGUCACAGGGUAUGGUGGGCCAGAAGAUGGCAAGGAAGGCAGCUGGAGUCAUUCUACAAAUGAUACGAGAAGGUAAAAUAGCAGGCAGAGCAGUGUUAUUAGCUGGACAACCAGGCACUGGAAAGACUGCCAUUGCAAUGGGAUUGGCACAAGCUUUAGGACCUGACACACCAUUCACCAGCAUGGCAGGAUCUGAAAUAUAUUCAUUGGAGAUGAGCAAGACUGAAGCAUUAACUCAAGCCAUCAGGAAAUCUAUUGGUAUAAGAAUAAAAGAAGAAUCAGAGAUAAUAGAAGGAGAAGUAGUAGAAGUAGUGGUGGAAAGGGCAGCAGGUGGUGGCGGAGCCAGGACUGGUCGUCUCACUUUAAAGACCACAGAUAUGGAGACUAAUUAUGAUAUGGGAACUAAGAUGAUCGACUCACUACUUAAAGAAAAGGUGCAAGCAGGUGACGUAAUUACCAUAGACAAAGCCACGGGAAAGAUAAACAAACUCGGCAGAAGUUUUGCAAGAGCCAGAGACUAUGAUGCUACAGGUCAACAAGCCCGUUUCGUUCAAUGCCCCGAAGGAGAACUUCAGAAGCGUAAAGAAGUAGUCCACACCGUCACAUUGCAUGAAGUAGAUGUCAUCAACUCGAGGACGCAUGGAUUUUUGGCUUUAUUCUCUGGUGACACUGGUGAAAUUAAGUCAGAGAUAAGGGAGCAGAUUAAUAGCAAAGUGGCCGAGUGGAGGGAAGAAGGGAAGGCUGAAAUGAUUCCUGGAGUUUUGUUUAUAGAUGAGGCACACAUGCUGGAUAUAGAAUGCUUUUCAUUCCUCAACCGAGCGCUUGAAUCUGAAAGUGCUCCAGUGGUAAUUAUGGCAACAAACCGGGGAAUAACACGAAUUCGAGGGACAAAUUAUAAAAGUCCCCAUGGAAUACCAUUGGACCUUCUGGAUAGAAUGAUCAUAGUCCCCACAGCACCUUACUCUCCCCAGGAGUUAAAAGAAAUACUUAAUAUUAGGUGUGAAGAGGAAGACUGUCAGAUGUCAACCGACGCGUUGACAGUGCUGACACGUGUCGCCACAGAGACGUCACUCCGCUACGCGAUACAGCUUAUUACCACUGCUUCACUUGUUGCUAAACGAAGGAAGGCCACCGAAGUAAGCAUGGAGGAUGUGAAGAAGGUGUAUUCCUUAUUCCUAGAUGAGCAUCGGUCUGAGCAGUUCCUUAAGGAAUAUCAGGAUGAGUUCAUGUUUAGCGAUGUAUCUGGAUCUGGUGAUGGACCACAAUUGAUGGAGGUGUCUCAGUAA